AUGGUCCUCAACAGGCAGGGGAGGAAGCUCUACGCCGGGCUGAGGAGGGUGGUCGCGAGGCACCUCGAGGAGGAGGUCCGCGAGGAUCUGCUGGAGUCGCCGCCGAGCGACUUCCUCCAGACGCUCACCCUGACCUGGACGGACCACAAGAUCUCCCUGGUGAUCAUGAGGGACAUCCUCUCGUACAUGGAGCGGGUCUACGUGCCGCAGCACGGAGUGGAGGAUGUCUACGGCCUGGGCCUGGUCCUCUUCAGAGACCAUGUGAUUAAAUACAGGGAGAUCAAGGAGCAGCUGAAGGAAGCCCUGUCAGACAUGGUGGCGAAGGAGCGGAGGGGCGAGACGGUCGACCGGUCGAUGAUCCGCGAUAUCACGACCAUGCUCGCCAUGCUCGGUGGCGACAUCUACAAAAGGGUAUUCGAGGACCCGUUCCUUCAGCAGGCGGUGGAGUUCUACCGAGUGAAGAGUCGGAAUUUCCUGGAAGAGGGGUCGUCUGUCCGCGAGGAGAGUCGGACGAACGUCGAGAAGGAGGGAGCCAUCCAGGAGGCGGAGGACGAGUCCAGGUGCGAUCACAUGGCGACAAUUGUGGAGGAGGAGAACCAGAAGCCUCCCCUCGAGAGCACCGCCUCCGACAUCCAGCCGUUCAUUCGGCACGUGCGAGCCUGGACGGAGAGGGAGGCACGGAGAGCCUCGCGCUACGGCGUGGGGAAGCGCGCCCUCCGCCGCGCCAUGACGGACGCCCUCAUUUUGGACAACAUGGACGCCAUCGUAGCAGCAACUGUUGCACCGAAGCCACCCUCAUUCCCUGCCUUGCAGCGGGAGAGCCCCGAGAUCGCCCGCAUGCUGCGUGACGGGAGCGCGGAGGAGCUCCGCUCGAGGUACGACCUCCACUCGAGCGUGCCGGAAGGGAGCAACAUCACGGCGAAGUGCGUCUCCGCGUACCUUCGUGAGCGGGGGAGGGCCCUCGCUGCGGAGGCGGAGGGGCCCGUCUCGCACGUCCAGAGCCUCCUGGACCUGAAGCACCAGCUGGACGGCAUCCUCCACUCCUCCUUCCGCGGCGACCGCGUCGUCGAGCAGGCGAUCGCCCGUGACUUCCACCACCUUCUCGGCCUCGAUCCGCGCUCCGCCGAGAGGCUCUCCCUCUUCGUCGAUCAUACCAUGAAGAGAGGAGCGCGAGGGAUGACUGAACCGGAAAUCGGGGACGUGCUGGACGGGGCCAUGGCCCUGUUCCGGUUCCUGCCGGAGAAGGACGCGUUCCAGCGGUUCUACGAGAAGCACCUGGCCGAGCGGUUGCUUCUCGAGUCGGCCUCGGAGGAAGUCGAGAGGAGCAUGGUCUCCCGUCUCAAGACUGAAUGCGGGAGUCAGUUCACCGCGAAGCUGGAGGGGAUGCUGAAGGACAUGGCGGUCUCGAAAGCGAUCGCGAAGGAGCUGAAGCACCGCGUCGCCGCCGCCGGGGUGAGUGCAUCCCAGUCGAACCUGUUCACAGUGGCUCUGUGGGGGAUUGCAAGCGUGGAUGGUGUGGUCCUCCGUGCAGGACGAUCGGCCGGGGAGAUAGCAACUGAGACACACAUCCCAGAGAGAGACUUGAUCCGAGCCCUCCAGUCCCUGACACUGGGGAAAGCGACGCAGAGGAUACUGACCAAGAACCCCAAGACACGAGACAUCGAGCCAAACGACGUCUUUGCCAUCAACGACUCCUUCACCUCCAAGCUCUACCGAGUGGAGAUUCACUCUACGAAGGGGAAAUCAGUGCAUAAGAGGAUUGAGACCCGUUCCCAGGCGGAUGAAGACGGGGAGCAGGGAAUCGAGGCUACGAAUAUGCAUCACGAAUCAUGCAAGAGACAGCCGCACAACCCCCUCACGACGGAGGUUCCUGAGCAACUGAAAGGUCGCCUUCUUCCGAGACCCGUCGUUCUGGAGAAGAGGAUCUAGGGGCUUAUCGGACGAGAAUAUCUGGAUCGAACAAAUGAUAACAAAGAAUCGCAUAAGUACGUGGCGUGAAUACGGCGACCUCACUGGGAGAGUUCUCCUUUCUCCAAAUCUGGUGCUUCAGCUGUGAUUCGUUCCUCUCUCGGCAAUCUCUUGGAAUUAUGCUUAAAAUGAACCGAAACCCCUACAAAAAGUGAUACAUCAAUCUACUGGUGUGACAAUAGUGUAAGAUUGAGCUAUUGUUCUGGGCAAGUUCGAAAGCUUUUGCACUUCACUUUCGUGAGUGUAGUUGACUUUCGUGAACGGAACUACCAGUUCUCCAUUUCGAUGUAUUUUCUGGCAUG
Messenger RNA from Darwinula stevensoni, 2270 nucleotides. The record is from the annotation of a GenBank genome assembly. Lineage: Eukaryota; Metazoa; Arthropoda; Ostracoda; Podocopida; Darwinulidae.